UUAUUCUCGGACAGAGAUGCUCUGCUGAACGCUUUGGCCACAUCCAAGGAUGUUCACAUGCAGAAGAUCGACCAGUGCGAAGAGUUAAUGAUUCACCGGUCUCAGACCUGGUAUUCCGACCUUAUGCAAGAGUUACGCAAGAAUGAGGAGACGGAUCGUCAUCUUCAUCGAGUCAGCGAAAUCAAUUUGUUCAUAGACCAACAGUACAUUGAGCUGGACAUCGCGGAUCUGAGUGCAAUUUAG
Messenger RNA from Protopolystoma xenopodis, 243 nucleotides. NCBI's taxonomy places the organism in Eukaryota, Metazoa, Platyhelminthes, Monogenea, Polystomatidea, Polystomatidae. The record is from the annotation of a GenBank genome assembly.